Pistacia vera is the source of this 3308-nucleotide messenger RNA. RefSeq lists its product as uncharacterized. The record is from RefSeq and is a predicted model, not a curated record. Bases 164 to 3148 code for a protein of 994 amino acids. NCBI's taxonomy places the organism in Eukaryota, Viridiplantae, Streptophyta, Magnoliopsida, Sapindales, Anacardiaceae. The transcript is spliced from 6 exons.
GUACACGCUCUCUCUCGCUCUCUCUUGUUGACACUUUACACGCAGAUACGCUCUUCACAUAGAGGCACCGAUCUUCUCAACUGACGUCAGGUUCCGGCGAAUAUCCGGUCACAUUUCACCGGAAUGUCAGUUUACUGUCACUAGGUUGGCAUCUCCCUCUGAAAUGUUCCCUGCAACGGUGCCGUUUCAAAGUGUCAAAAUGAAUGGGAUUCAGAGUAGAAAAGCUCAGAAUAUAAAUAUAGAUAAACAGUUCGCAGGUGCAGGAUGCCUGGGACGAAUGGUCAACCUUUUUGAUUUGGGCACUGGCGUCCCUGGAAACAGGCUGCUCACUGAUAAACCACAUCACGAUGGUGCUUCACUCUCAAGAAGUCGGUCGGAUGUGGCUAGGAUGUCACCUUUUGCAGAUCAGAUAGAGGAUAAGCUGGUUGUCUCUGAGUUUAGGAGAACUUCAUCAAACAAGAAAGCUAAUGGUACACCCAUGAAAACACUUAUAGCCCAAGAAAUGUCAAAAGAAGUAGUGUCUAAGCAUAACCCGCCCAAUGUGGUUGCCAAGUUGAUGGGUCUCGAUCCCCUUCCACAACAUCAGCCUAGUUCAGCUGCUCAAAGAAGUCAUUCAAAAGGUUAUUCGCGACAUUCUCCAAGUCAUUCGGUGAUACCAUUGGAAUGUUGGGAGCAAGAUCAUGGAUUUCUAGACAAUAGAGUGCCUAGUGAAGUUCAUCGGUUUCAAGAACAGAAUGAUUGCAAGGAUGUGUAUGAAAUCUGGCAGCAGUCUCAACAGGCAAGUUAUUCGAGAGAUAAUUCAAUGCAGAAGGGAAGGUAUAAUGAAACUAUAAGUGAGAAAAAGAUGGCUCUUGUUCGUCAAAAGUUCAUGGAAGCGAAACGUCUAGCCACAGACGAAAAACUUCGCCAGUCCAAGGAGUUCCAGGACGCAUUGGAAGUUUUAAGUUCCAAUAAAGAUUUAUUCCUUAGGUUUCUUCAAGAACCAAAUUCCUUAUUCUCUCAGCAUCUGUAUGAUUUGCAGUCAAUUGCACCACCUCCUGAGACUAAAAGAAUCACUGUUCUUAGACCGUCAAAGAUGGUUGAUAAUGAAAAAUUUACAGGAUCAGGAAACUUGAUUGAUAAACAAUCCAAUAAGCCAGCCCAAGUGGUUCAAGCGACUGGAUGGGAAAGCAAUAGUCCUGGAUACUCUCCACUUUAUGCUAAUCAUAAAGUUAAUGAACAUCCUGCUCAAUCUACAAGAAUAGUGGUAUUGAAGCCUAGCCCUGGGAAGACUCAUGAAGUCAAGGCUGUAGUUUCCUUGCCUUCCUCACCCUCAAGAAUAUCACAUGGUGAAGACUUGUAUGAGGAACCUGAAGAUGACGAGGUGCAAGAAUCAAGAGAAGUGGCAGAGGAGAUCACAAGGAAGAUGCGUGAAACUCUGAUGGGUCACCGAAGGGAUGAGACUUUACUUUCUUCUGUGUUUUCCAAUGGCUAUGUCGGUGAUGAGAGUUCAUUUAACAAAUCAGAAAAUGAGUAUGCAGCAGGACAUAUAAGUGAUUCAGAAGCCAUGUCACCAACUUCUAGGCAUUCAUGGGAUUACAUCAAUAGGUUUGGUAGCCCAUAUUCUUCUUCCUCCUUCAGCCGUGCAUCAUGUUCUCCAGAGUCAUCAGUAUGCAGAGAGGCAAAGAAACGACUUUCUGAAAGAUGGGCCAUGAUGGCGUUGAAUGGGAACUCUCAGGAGCAGAGACAUGUCCGGAGAAGCUCAAGUACAUUGGGGGAGAUGCUUGCUCUUUCUGAUACAAAGAAGUCAGUGAGAUCCGAGGAGGAGGUUAUUAAGAAUCAACAAGAACCGAGGGGCUCAACUUCAUGCUUAACUAGUAAUUUGAAUAAAGAAGAAGGUAUGUGUGAGUCUCCUAAAAAUCUUAUGAGAUCAAAAUCUGUUCCUGUAUCUUCCGCAGUGUAUGGUGCCAGGCUCAAUGUUGAAGUGGCUGAUCCUGAGGCUGGCCAAAAGCAAGUUCCUAAGGAACUGACAAAGACAAAGAGCGGAAAAUCAUUUCUAAAAGGGAGAGUUUCGAGCUUAUUUUUCUCAAGGAAUAAAAAAUCUACUAAAGAAAAAUCCGGUGCAUCACAAUCUGGAGAAGAAUUUCAGUCUGUCACUGCUGAAGCACCAGGGUCAAUUGGACAUAUUCCUGGAAUGGUUAGCAAUGAUACAUCUCAAUGUGUUAACACUAAUGGCCUUGGAGAGUGUUCUCCUGGUCUGCAUCCAUCAAGCAAAACUUCUUCUCCAGAUUUAACUGACAUGAGCAGCAUAGCUUCUCGGGAGGCGGUGUUGUCUGUAUCCAAACCUUUGAUGCGUGGGAACGUUAGUGAGAAUCAGGACCAGCCAAGUCCAAUCUCAGUUUUGGAGCCACCAUUUGAAGAGGAUGACAAUACAUUUCCUGAGUCUUCUGGUAAUAGCAAGCCAGACCACCGAGGAACAGUGGUGCCUCUUAAGCCUAAUUUAAUUGACAAAUCACCACCUAUAGAAUCAAUUGCCCGGACCUUGUCAUGGGAUGAUUCUUGUGCAGAGACGGCCACUCCCUAUCCACUGAAUCCGUCAUCAGGCUCAGGGGCUGAGGAAGAGCAGGACUGGCUGUUCUUUGUACAAACCCUCUUAUCAGCAGCUGGUCUGGAUGGUGAGAUGCAAUCUGAAACAUUUUUUGCCAGAUGGCAUUCGCCUGAAAGCCCAUUGGACCCAUCAUUGAGAGACAAAUAUGCAAGCCUGAAUGAGAAGGAGCCAGUGCACGAGGCAAAGCGAAGACAACGGAGAUCAAACCGUAAGCUUGUAUUUGACUGUGUGAAUACAGCAUUGGUUGAAAUAACAGGUUAUGGAUCAGAGUCAGACAGGAGCAGUAGGGCUGUGUCGUGUAGUGGGGCUCAAAACACCCUGGUAGAGAGUGGAUCACCCAUGCUGGUGGACCAUGUGUGGGGUUGGAUGAAGGAGUGGUUUAGUGGUGAAGGUGGGGACGGCAACAGCCUGGUGGUAGAGAAGGUGGUGAGAAAGGAGGUUGUAGGGAAAGGGUGGGGUGAGCAAAUGAGAAUAGAAAUAGAUAAUUUGGGAAAGGAGAUUGAGUUGAAUUUGUGGGAAGAGCUUGUGGAUGAGGCUGUGGUAGAUCUGACAGACAGGUAGUGUGUUAUGAGGCUUUUCUUUUUGUCUAUUUUUUUUGUAACUCUUUGUCUAAAUGAUGGGUGAAUUCAUGUAUUUUAUUUUCAACAAUGAUGGUCCUACUUCGCCUACUACUCCUACCUGCCAUAUUUGUUUAAAUCAAUCAGUAUUUAUUUAACAUUAU